Messenger RNA from Trypanosoma grayi, 1287 nucleotides. RefSeq lists its product as hypothetical. The record is from RefSeq and is a predicted model, not a curated record. The transcript has a single exon. The coding region runs from base 1 to 1287 and encodes 428 amino acids. Lineage: Eukaryota; Euglenozoa; Kinetoplastea; Trypanosomatida; Trypanosomatidae.
AUGGAUGUCUGGUUCAGCGCAACCCAGGCAAAGUGUGAGGUUGUGUUCGAGAUGAAGCUGUCGCUCUAUGCAGACGCCUGUGCUUCCCUCACAACGCGUGCAGGCGACAUCGCCUACCAGCGGCAGCAGGUGAAGGAAGAGGAGGCUGCAACAGGAUCAAAAGAUGUGCAGCUGCUGGCGUCGAUGCUGCUCACAAAGCCGCUCAAGGUGCCCAAGACAGCCGGCUUUGUGGAUGCCGUUGAGCAGCAGCUUCACGCGGUCUAUGGGGAGCUGGAGGAUGGAUACACCUUGCAUGAUGACGACAAAGUGGCGCUUGAGCGUGCCGGAUCCUCCCGAGGGACGCCUCUUGACAUUGAUGUUGCGGCAUCGCAAGCAGACGCAAAUGGGAACCCGCUACUCUACGGGGAGCUCACGCCAAAGGGCACCCGACAGCUGCACGACGUCGUGAUGCAGUGCGUCGCACGGGCCGGCGUCGUUGCACUGAGUGGAGGCAGACCAACACAUCUAGAGGAGGGAGAAAAAGACACAGAGAGUAUUGAGAGAGAGGCGGCUGCGGCAGCGGCGACGGGUGGGAAUGCGCGUCAGUGCUAUCAUCACUCUCUCGUGGCGAUUGACGUGGGGAGCGGCACGGGGAAACUCUUGUUCGAGUGGUCGCUGCUGGCGUGGAGGGAUGCCGCACCGUACCGCUGCUGCUGGACGCACGUGGGGCUCGAGCUCGUGCCGUCGCGGAUGCGCAUCGCCCGCCGCGCACUGCCGCACAGCGCCGCACUUGUGCGCGGCCGAGUCGAGCAGCCGCAGCAGGACUGCUGUUGGGUCGUUAAUCCACCCAGCGAUGGUGCGGGCGACGGACGUGUCGUGCUGGGUGAGGCGGAUGCCUUUGCUCCAGGGCUUCUCACCAACGAGACAUUCCGUCCUGUCGCGGACGCCAUGCUGGGGCGUGCUGCGAGUGGCGACAAGCACGACAGCAACAGCACACCUUGCCAUUUGGUGGUGUUCUGCUGUGGCUUGGGAUUUGUGGAGCCUGCCGUUCGUGAGCUCUGCGCUGCACUGGAGCGCAUGUGGCAAGCACCGUACGCCCCACACUCUUCGCCGUGGCGCACCAUGACUUGCGUGUUGCUGCUGCGCCCCUUUGAUGGGCUUCGGACGUUCCCGCUCUUUCGCCUUUGCACAGACGCUGCUGCUGGGGGAAAGCAUGAUGCGUCUGCUGGGUCUCUCUCCACGGCUCUGCUGGAGACGACGUGGAUGAGUGAGGCGCCGGCGUGGGUGCUGUCAUUUCGCGCUGAGUGA